Molecule: messenger RNA, 771 nt
Organism: Ilyonectria robusta
Lineage: Eukaryota; Fungi; Ascomycota; Sordariomycetes; Hypocreales; Nectriaceae
Product: ribosomal protein L6, alpha-beta domain-containing protein
Exons: 3
Coding region: 1-771 (256 amino acids)
Biological process (GO): translation
Cellular component (GO): mitochondrial large ribosomal subunit; ribosome
Molecular function (GO): rRNA binding; structural constituent of ribosome
Source: RefSeq, a predicted model, not a curated record
AUGUUUGCUCCCAGUCGGGGGAAGGCAUUGGGACGAGCCAUUGCUGCCUCCUCACCAACCCCGGUGACGCUCCCCGGAUUCCUCGUACCAGCAUGGCAAACCGCGACGCCGCGCUCCGCCUCGGCAGCUCUUUUCUCGACGACCUCGAAACGACCCUCCAAGCUAGGCCGGACGCCCAUCUCGGUGCCCCCAGGCGUUGAGCUGUUCAUUGGCGAGCCCAAGGCGAAGAAGGAUAUGACGACCUACAAGAGGAUCUACAAGAAGACUAUUACAGUGAAAGGGCCUCUUGGAUCGUUGGAUCUCGAGGUCCCCGAAUUUGUGCAAGUGAAGCACGACGAGGACAACCGAAUGGCAAUCCUGACUGUCCAGGACUCGGAUGUCAAGCAGCAGAAGGAGAUGUGGGGCACAUCCUGGGCGUACCUCAAGAACUACAUUAUGGGCGUCUCUGAGGGCCACACUGCGAUCUUGCGCCUUGUCGGUGUCGGUUACCGAGCCAGCGUCGAGGAGCGUGGUGCCAAGGAGGAGUUCCCUGGACAGCGAUUCCUGUGUCUCAAGCUUGGAUUCACGCACCCUGUUGAGGAGGGUAUCCCCCGCGGUGUCACCGUUACGACACCAUCGCCCACUCGCAUCCUGAUCGAGGGCAUCGACCGCGAGGUGCUCAUGUCGUUCGCUGGCCGCGUGCGCAAGUGGCGCCCCCCGGAGCCAUACAAGGGCAAAGGCGUCUUCAUCAACGACCAGACGAUCAAGCUGAAGCAGAAGAAGAUUAAAUAA